CCGGCGAUUCGGCAGUUAACGCGGAGGAGUUGGCUGGCCUGGAAUAAACCAUGGCUAUUUCAGCAGCCUGUUUCGGGCAAUUAUUCCAUGGAUUUGUGUAUUAAACGCUCAGCCUACAAGUUGCCCACCAUCUCGAUCGCUACGGUAAAUAGCCUCAUGAUCUUGGUUACGCAUCAUCACACAUACUAGACGUUUCCGCUUUCGCAACCAGAUCCCAAGAUGAAGUCGUGGCUUCCCAUCCCGCCGGGGUCUCAUUUCUCCCUGGCCAACAUCCCAUUCGGUAUUAUCUCCACGGCGGCCAUCUCCGCACGCCGGCCGGCCAUCGCCAUCGGCACCCAUGUGCUUGACAUCUCCGCCUUCGCCAAGGAAGGUGGCUUCACAAAGCUGAAGGACUUCCCCGGCGACAAGCUUGGAGUCUUUUCUGAGCCGACCCUUAACUCAUUUGCCGCCCUCGGGCGGCCCGUCCACCGGCUUGUUCGCGAGUAUAUCCGUGACAUCUUCCGGGACGACACCCCCUACCCUGAGGCUUUGAAGACCAACGAGGCUCUGAAGAAGUCGGCGUUGCUACCACUGUCCGAGGUUGAGACUCAUCUCCCUCUGUCGAUUGGAGACUAUACCGAUUUCUUCGCUGGCCGCAACCAUGCUCACAACGUUGGAACCCUGUUCCGGGGUGCUGCCAACGCUCUGCAGCCCAAUUACAACCAUCUGCCCGUGGCUUAUCACGGCCGUGCCAGCUCGGUAGUAGUCUCCGGCACGCCGCUCCACCGUCCGGUUGGCCAGGUUCUACCUGCUCCGGGAGCCCAGACCCCCGUCUUUAAGGCCUCUGGCAGGAUAGACAUUGAGCUUGAGAUUGGCACAUUUAUCUGCAAGGGCAACGCCCUCGGCCACCCUAUCCCGCUUAACCAGGCAGAGGAUUACAUCUUUGGCUAUGUGCUCAUGAACGACUGGAGUGCCCGAGAUAUUCAACAGUGGGAGUAUGUUCCUCUGGGGCCCUUUAAUGCUAAGAACUUUGGCACCACCAUCAGCGCCUGGGUUGUGCUUGCGGACGCCCUUGAGCCGUUCAGGACCCAGGGCCUACCAAACGACACCGAGUUGCAAAGUUAUCUCCGCGAAGAGAGGAAGGAUAAUGUGCUAGACAUCAAGCUGGAGGUUACUCUCAGCACCGCCAAGGGUAAUUCGCGCACUAUUACACGAACCUCUUCUAAGAACCUUCUCUGGUCCUGGCCCCAGAUGAUUGCCCACCACACCAUUUCCGGUUGCAACCUGCGAACUGGUGACCUUCUCGGCAGUGGUACUGUCUCUGGGUUCGAGGAGGGUACCCACGGUAGCAUUUUAGAACAGACCAAGGCUGGAAAAUUCCCCGUUGAGAUUGGUGGUGGGGAAGUGCGCAACUUCCUUGCUGAUGGCGAUACUGUUGUCAUUAAGGGAUGGUCUGGUGCCAAUGAAGAUGAGUUGGUCGGAUUCGGAGAAUGCUCUGGCCAGAUUCUGGCGGCUGUGACUCAGGUAUAACUCAAAUAGAUAUGGUAUAGAAGGAAAAGAGCAC
Messenger RNA from Ilyonectria robusta, 1543 nucleotides. RefSeq lists its product as uncharacterized. Bases 220 to 1509 code for a protein of 429 amino acids. The transcript is spliced from 2 exons. Gene Ontology annotation, molecular function: fumarylacetoacetase activity. Gene Ontology annotation, biological process: L-phenylalanine catabolic process; L-tyrosine catabolic process; homogentisate catabolic process. The record is from RefSeq and is a predicted model, not a curated record. Lineage: Eukaryota; Fungi; Ascomycota; Sordariomycetes; Hypocreales; Nectriaceae.